Pterocles gutturalis (yellow-throated sandgrouse) is the source of this 973-nucleotide messenger RNA. Its product is annotated as beta-glucuronidase-like. The coding region runs from base 1 to 912 and encodes 303 amino acids. Gene Ontology annotation, biological process: glucuronoside catabolic process; carbohydrate metabolic process. NCBI's taxonomy places the organism in Eukaryota, Metazoa, Chordata, Aves, Pterocliformes, Pteroclidae. The record is from RefSeq and is a predicted model, not a curated record. Gene Ontology annotation, molecular function: beta-glucuronidase activity; carbohydrate binding. The transcript is spliced from 6 exons.
AUGGGGUGUGGUGUCUCUCUUCCCCCUCAGAUCCGCGGCAAAGGCUUCGACUGGCCCCUGGUCGUGAAGGAUUUCAACCUGCUGCGCUGGCUGGGGGCAAACUCUUUCCGCACCAGCCACUACCCCUACGCCGAGGAGAUCAUGGACCUGUGCGAUGCCUACGGCAUCGUGGUGAUCGACGAGUGUCCGGGCGUGGGGGUUAAAAUGCCUGAGAGCUUUGGGAACAAGUCCUUGCAGCAUCAUCUUGUUGUGAUGGAGGAGCUGAUCCGCAGGGAUAAGAACAGGCCGUCAGUCGUGAUGUGGUCAGUAGCCAAUGAGCCGGCAUCGGAGCUGCCCCCAGCAGCUUACUACUUUAAGACAGUGAUAGCUCACACUAAAGCUCUCGAUCCCUCCAGACCAGUAACCUUUGUGACAGAUGUUAAUUACGCUCUUGAUCGUGGUGCUCCUUACGUGGAUGUAAUUUGUGUAAAUAGCUACUUCUCCUGGUAUCACGACCCAGGCCACCUGGAAGUUAUUCCACUACAACUCACAGCACAGUUUGAGAACUGGUAUAAAACCUACCAAAAACCCAUUAUCCAGAGUGAAUAUGGAGCAGACUCAGUUCCUGGACUUCACAGUGAUCCACCUCUGAUGUUCAGCGAGGAGUAUCAGAAAGCUAUGCUAAGAGAGUACCAUUCUGUUUUUGACAAGAAGAGGAAAGAAUAUGUGAUUGGGGAGCUCAUAUGGAAUUUUGCUGAUUUCAUGACUAAUCAAGGGACCACACGUGUUUUGGGGAACAAGAAAGGAAUAUUUACCCGCCAACGACAGCCCAAAUCAGCUGCAUUUGUUCUUAGAGAAAGAUACUGGAAGAUUGCAAAUGAAUCAAGCUGUCUUCCUCCUAUAAUAAAAUCACACACCCUCUUUCUAAAAUGAAAUCACACGGUAUAGUGGCUGGGUACUAUGCUGAACUUGUUCAUUAAAUUUUGUUUAAAUA